AUGACUUCUUCAGUGGAUUGAUUAUGAUGAAUCACGUACCCUCAGGACUUUUUCACUUAUGAUGACCAGCGACUGCGAUGUUUGUAGGCAUGCCUGUAGGUUGAGUUGCGGGGUCAUGAGUCAUGGGGAAUCACAAAAUAUCUGAAACACUGUCCACUUAAAAAAUGUCACUGAAUUGGCACAUUUUAUCAGUGGUGGCUGCUUAUGUAUUUUGACAAGCAACACUGUAAAGUUAUGUUCUGUUGAAACAGUAUGUUUCACUAAAGGCCUUUAGGAUGAAAACAUAACGUUGCAUCUAUAUAUGUCACAUUCCUAAGUGGUUUAUUAGUGGAAAACAUGCUUACAAAAUCCUUCCAGUAGGCCUGCUGGGACACGACCAGAACUGUGGUCCCUGAGGGCCUGAACAUUGCUUACUCACAAUCAUCCAAAGACCCCUCUCAGCGAACAGAGCAGGUAUAUAAGCCACAGAGGAAAAAACGCCCUCCACAAUCCGCAAGGAAAAUAUCCAAGAGAAUAUCCACAAAGUUACGACUGAGGAAAUGGAGUUCAGGGCUUUGCUUCUGCUGAGCCUCCUGGGAUUCUUGUUUGUGGAACCAGGGUUUGGACAGAGAGGUGACAUGGACAUUAAUCAGUGGAUGGAAAGUAAAGAGAAACUGAUUAAGAAUUUGCAGGACAAAGUGAAAGAUGUAGAAAGACAGCAGGAUGAUGUUGAGGCACUGGAGGCCAGGCUCAAUGCGACUGUAGACGAGCUGAAGAGACAGAAAGCUGAAAUGGACACAAUGAAGAAAGAGAAUGAAGGCUUGAAAACAAGACUGAAUGCCUCAGAGAGGGAGAUUGAGAAGCUGAAACAGAGUAUUGGUAAUGCUGCUCCUCAGGUCGCGUUCUCUGCCUCCUUGGCAAAUUCUGGUGAGAUUUACAGAGGCCCCUGCACAGACAAGACUCUGGUUUUUAAAAGGAUCUUCUCAAACACUGGCAACGCUUACAAUGAAAAUACAGGAAUCUUCACAGCGCCACUGAAUGGUCUCUACUACUUUAGCUUCAGUACCUACGGCUACAACUCUCAUGUAAUGGGGGCCAUAUUAAUGAAGAAUGCUGUGCAUCAAAUUUCAACCUAUGAUGCCCCCACAGCAGAUGGCUCGGACACUAGCAGUAAUGCUGUUGUUCUGCAACUGGCUGCUGGUGACAAGGUGCACAUGGAGCUGUGGGAUAACGGCAGAGUGUUUGAUAACCUGAAUGGACACACAACCUUCAGUGGUUUUCUCCUCUUCCCAAUGUAGCUGAUAAGAUGCAAUGUAUUUACAUUGUGGCUCUAACCUGAAACUAUAAUGAUUAAAACAAACAAACAACUCAUUUUAGGUUAAUUUUAUUGAAAGCACAUAUUUGUGAGC
Messenger RNA from Toxotes jaculatrix (banded archerfish), 1388 nucleotides. RefSeq names its product cerebellin 11 (gene cbln11). The coding region runs from base 540 to 1277 and encodes 245 amino acids. NCBI's taxonomy places the organism in Eukaryota, Metazoa, Chordata, Actinopteri, Toxotidae. Gene Ontology annotation, molecular function: protein binding. The transcript has 4 exons. The record is from RefSeq and is a predicted model, not a curated record.